Messenger RNA from Solanum verrucosum, 756 nucleotides. RefSeq names its product glucan endo-1,3-beta-glucosidase 13. The record is from RefSeq and is a predicted model, not a curated record. The transcript has 4 exons. NCBI's taxonomy places the organism in Eukaryota, Viridiplantae, Streptophyta, Magnoliopsida, Solanales, Solanaceae. The coding region runs from base 5 to 541 and encodes 178 amino acids.
CUCCAUGGCACUUAAAGAUUGGAUCUUUUUGAGCUUCUUGGUCAUGAAAUGUUUUGUUGUGCUAAAAGUAGAGGGCAUGGUGCAAGAGAAGGAGGAUGCAACUAUUCCAAUUACAACUCUAUCACCUCCUGAAGGCAACACAACAUUCCUUGGUGGCACAACAUGGUGUGUGGCACGGGCCGGGGCUCGACAGUUUGAUUUGCAGAAUGCAUUGGACUGGGCUUGUGGAUUGGGGAUGGCGGAUUGCAGGCCCAUCCAAACCGGUGGCCCGUGUUUUGAGCCCAAUACACUUUUAUCCCAUGCUUCAUUUGCUUUCAAUACCUACUAUCAACAAAAUGGAAAUUCAGAUAUUGCUUGCAAUUUUGGAGGAACUGCUAUGUUGACUAAAAUCAAUCCAAGUCAUGAAAGAUGUAUUUAUGUUACAUCCAGUCCCAGGAUUGAGAACAUGAAGUCUGAAGCACCUCCAUUUCCCAAAGAAAGGUUAAGCAUUAUGUGGUGGAAAAUAGCUAUGAUUCUUCUUCUAUUGUACUCAGGAAGUUGAGAUGUAAUUUUGCUAUAUGUAAAAUUAAAUUUAAAAACGGACCACUUUUUUUGUUUGGGAGAAAGUAGAGGGGGGCAUAAUCAAGAAGAGAUACUAUGAUUAAUUAAUUAAUUAAGAUAUUUAUAGCUCUUUGGGACAUUCUUAGAGUGGUUUAAUUUCUUAAGUAUAUUCCUUACUCUCUUGUUGUAUUAAGCAUCUCAACCAUUGAGAAGAAA